This is a messenger RNA of Cydia amplana, 1931 nucleotides long. RefSeq lists its product as uncharacterized. Lineage: Eukaryota; Metazoa; Arthropoda; Insecta; Lepidoptera; Tortricidae. The record is from RefSeq and is a predicted model, not a curated record. Bases 199 to 798 code for a protein of 199 amino acids. The transcript is spliced from 6 exons.
GCGAACACUUAUCGACUUAUCGAAACACCGGAGUGCCUGAUGUUCGGAUUGGAAAGUAAACAAGUGAUGCAUCGAUAGUGGACGUCGCAGACUCUGCGGCGCCUAACACCCAUGUGUGUCCUAUCUGUGGAGAUAACGUGAUGUGACAUCGAUAUCGUGCUUGUGUUAUUGUGAAAGUGCAGCUAGUGCCCUGUGACAAUGUUGAAUUGCACCGACCUGGAAUGCAUCCUGCACCACCACCAUUACUAUGCGCACCUGCAUCACAUUCAUCAUUUGCAGAAUGCGCAAGACACAGCAAUGUCGGCCGAUGGGUCGACGACGGACAUCAAUGGACUCCUCAACGAUACAGAAUCAGAUCUCACCGGCCUAUUGCAUGUUGAUGCCCCAAAUGAUGCGAAUUACAUGAUAUGUGGCGUCGUCAUCGCCAUGGCCCUGGUCGGGCUCAUCAUCGUGCUCCUCGCCCUCACUAUUAACAAGCUGAGGAAGCGAGAGGAGCACUCUGCCUCGGUGCACCCCGCCGAGGUGCUGACGCCGGUGCCUGCGCCAGCGCCUGAGCCGCUCGCCUUCCGCCAGCAGCCGCUGUGGCAGUUCCCCCCACCGCUGCCUCCGCCUUACGUCUAUCCUCAUGAUCAGGACAAUCUGAUGCAGCCCCUUGGUAACGAGCGCGCGAGUUUCCGCAGCCUUCGCAAGAACAUCGGCGGUCGUUGGAAGCGCCUGGUGAAGAAAAAACCUGAGCAAGAAGUGUACACGAUCCCUCCCGAGCUCAAACCUCAGCUCAAGCAGAUAUACGUGUACUAGCACUAGCCCUAAGAGUAACUAUUGUAGCAGCAGCAACUGUUCACAGCACUGAAGCAGGGACCCUCACGCUGAUCGAGCGAUGACUUCAGCUAACUAUACGGUUGUCAAUUCACAUUGCAUAUCGUAAAAACUUUGUCAGAACAUCUGCACGGCUGCACAGCCCUUUAUCUCUUGAACAUAUCGUUUAGACCAAUUAUUUUCUAAUGACCAAUGUUAAUUAAAUUUUAUUUUCAUUCAGCACUACAUUGUGAUGUAAAAUCUAGAAUUUGUAUUAAUAAGUAUUAGAACACUGAAGUGUGUUGUUCCGUUGCAGAAUUCCGAAUGUUGUGCAAGUAUGAGUGAUAGUUAAAAGAAUUUUAGUUAAAUGAUUAAUUUAAAGCUAUGAAUGAUUUAGGAAGAUGCGGUCGCGCAUACUAGUGACGAAAAUCCAAUAAUUAUGAUAAAAUAAACGAUGCCUUGUUGAACGUAUGUAAUUUUGACUAAUUAGGGCAUUUUGUAGUUCAUUUAACUUAUUGUAGACACGAUCGUUCGUAGACGAAAUCGAUCAAAUAGUUUUGUGGAGCUAUAUUAUUAUAUACACGUAUGUAUGUGCAUGAAACGUGGUGUGUGACCAGCUAUAGAUUGAUGCAGUAUUUUAUUGUCAUUCAUGAGUGUUGUGAGCGAGACUGAAUUUAUGGUACAAUCAGACCGUAACGUGACUUAUUACAUUCAAAUUCAAUAUUUUCUGAUAUUAUUGACGUUCUAUAUUUUUUCAAUAUUUCUUAAUAUGACCUAGUUUGUUGAAUGUUGCGUUACUUGCAUGUUAUAGUAGUAUAAUUUUGAGAUUCUCGCCCGGUUCUUACUGUGAUAACUAGAAGGAAGAAUAAAAAAUGUAAAGAUGACAUAUCGAGUUUGAAUUGCCUUACCCUGAUCAAUACAAAAUAGGAAGGACCGAGGGCCGAGAAUGUAUUUAGCUCAUAUUGAGCCCGAUAUUGUGAAGAGUUAAGUUUGUAGCUUAUAGGUACAAUUCAGCCAUUUUGAUUUCAUUAUCUUGCAUUAGAAGACACAAUGUUAUACCUAACAGAUUUCUAUCAGAGUGAAACGUUGAAAUGUAAUCUUUCAUUGAAAUAUAAAAAUAUAAAUUCCAUCAUGAA